UUUACUAAACGCGUGUGAUAAUAGAAAAUUGGCCUUUUUAGUGAGUUGACAGUGCUCGUUAUUUGUUCCGGGAGACGUACGUUUCGUCCAACUGUCACCCUUUGGGUUUGGAAAUGUCGUCCGGCGGCGGCCCGGGAAAUGUUGUCCAGCAGGUUAACCAGCUGUGGUCCAUGUUGGAAGACCUUUGCCAGAACGACCCAGAAGCUUACCGGAGCUUCAUGGAGAAACAGCUGAAGUCCGGCAUGGAUUACAACGCCCCACCUAGGCUUGACUCGUGCAUACGCACUGACAUGAUGGACCCACAUGGAGGCUCGCUGUACAUUAACAUAUGCAGCUGGAAGCGUGUACCAGCAUCCCAGGAUUCCAAUAAGCCAAUACCCGUGUAUGCUGGAAGCCUGGAAACACACAAAGAUGAAGGUGCUUACACAGUGCUGGACAUAGCAUUUAACCCAGAGGUGCUCGAGGACUGUAAAAAAGACAAGGCUGGGAUGGACCAGGUCUACAUGUUAGCUAUAAGCUUUGCCCAGCAGCAGCAUGGACUCAUGUUGUCUCAGCAGUAUAAUGUCGUUAGCCUUUGCCCCAAAAACGGCCCAGAGGACUUGCGCCGCCGCCUCGGCUUCCAGCAGCAGCAGCGACUGACGACAGACAAACAGUCAAAUGCAGCCAGUCAGAGCCCGGACUCUCUCCUGGAGCAGAUCAACUCUCUGCGGCUGGCCAAAGACGACACAGGGCCGCCGGUUGAAAUCGUUUGUCAGCCCGCCGUUCGCAAAAAGGGCUUGAUCGAGGUAAUCUCCUCCACCACGUUCGAGCAGCCUGAGAAGCCCGAGUAUCGACUCGAGGUGAAGACCCUUGAUGAGGGAUUUCCAUGCAAGCUGGAGCUGACCGUGGAGCUGCCCAAGAUUAGCUCCAUGUCGGAGUGGCAGCUUAAGAUGUCCAAGGAUGAUGCCAUGUUAGAGGUGGAGGACAUCUACUACCUGCUGGUGGACUUCCCAAGUGCUGUAAAUGAAAACAGCGCCGUUGCCAUCUUUAAUAAGCGGAGGCGGAGACUUACGGUGACGGCGGAUAUUUUAUGACAUCUCCGGACUGGGGAAAGAUUAACGUAAAAGUCAAAAUAAAAUACUGAAAAUGUGCAAUUGGUAACGUCUAAGACUGAAGACGCAGGUCAUACUACAGAUAGGUAGAAUUUUUGAAGGAGGGAGGAAAGCAGACAGACAGACAGACAGAUUGAUUUGGGUACAACACCUCUGAUUCCAUGGCACAUAUUGGUAUGAGCUAACAGUGCCUGCGAUAAGUGACACACCCGAUUGCACAAAAUUGCAGCGCAGUUCAUUUUCACCUUCUAGUACCAAGGAGUAUUAUGCAAGUAAAUUCAUUUAGCCUGCA
This is a messenger RNA of Hippocampus comes (tiger tail seahorse), 1383 nucleotides long. It is a transcript of the gene pih1d2, whose product is annotated as PIH1 domain containing 2. The coding region runs from base 114 to 1073 and encodes 319 amino acids. The transcript is spliced from 5 exons. Gene Ontology annotation, cellular component: R2TP complex; cytoplasm; ribonucleoprotein complex. Gene Ontology annotation, biological process: rRNA processing; box C/D snoRNP assembly. Lineage: Eukaryota; Metazoa; Chordata; Actinopteri; Syngnathiformes; Syngnathidae. The record is from RefSeq and is a predicted model, not a curated record.